This is a messenger RNA of Oncorhynchus masou masou (cherry salmon), 2724 nucleotides long. It is a transcript of the gene zdhhc3a, whose product is annotated as zinc finger DHHC-type palmitoyltransferase 3a. The transcript has 9 exons. The coding region runs from base 223 to 1167 and encodes 314 amino acids. NCBI's taxonomy places the organism in Eukaryota, Metazoa, Chordata, Actinopteri, Salmoniformes, Salmonidae. Gene Ontology annotation, molecular function: palmitoyltransferase activity. The record is from RefSeq and is a predicted model, not a curated record.
UCUCCGCCUCGAUGGAAGAGAGAGAGGACGGUGUUGACAGUUCCUCCGCUGUGGAUUCACCAGGAGUCAUUUCAUGCCUAUUUUGUACGAGAUUUUAGCUCAUUUACCAUAGUUUGUUUUCAGAUCAAUUUUUAAGAAAGUUCUCUUCCUGGAGUCUCGCAGCAUGACAAGUCUAUGUUGAAGACAGCGACGGUGAGGCAGGCCCCAUCCUGAGUCUGUACGAUGAAGAGCCCGGUGCACAGGUGCAGGGACGUGGAGAGGCAGGCUGCCUGCCUGCAGACUGAGCAGCCGUGUGUCCCUGUCUCCCAGCACAUCCCCAGCGGCAUGUGGUUUAUCAGGGACGCGUGUGGCAUCGUGUGCGGGGUUAUCACCUGGAUGUUGGUGUUCUAUGCUGAGUUUGUUGUGCUCUUCGUCAUGCUGUUGCCUUCUAAAAACCUGACCUAUAGCUUAGUCAACGGGACUGUGUUCAACACUCUGGCCUUCCUGGCUCUCGCCUCUCACUUCAGGGCCAUGUGCACCGACCCUGGAGCUGUGCCAACAGGGAAUGCCACUAAAGAGUACAUCGAGAGUCUUCAGCUGAAGCCGGGGCAGGUGGUGUACAAGUGUCCCAAGUGCUGCAGCAUCAAGCCUGACCGGGCACAUCACUGUAGUGUGUGUCAGCGCUGCAUACGGAAGAUGGACCACCACUGUCCCUGGGUUAACAACUGUGUGGGAGAGAACAACCAGAAGUUCUUUGUGCUCUUCACAAUGUACAUUGCACUCAUCUCCCUCCACUCUCUGGUGAUGGUGGUCUUCCACUUCCUGUACUGCUUCGAAGAUGAUUGGACAAAGUGCAGUUCCUUCUCACCUCCUGCGACCGUCAUCCUCCUCAUCCUCCUGUGCUUUGAGGCCCUCCUCUUCCUCAUCUUCACCUCUGUGAUGUUCGGGACUCAGGUCCAUUCCAUCUGUACAGACGAGACGGGCAUUGAACGUCUGAAGGGGGAGCAGGCCAGGUGGGAGAAGACUUCCUGCUGGGAGGCGAUGAAGUCGGCGUUUGGAGGGCCCUUCUCCCCAUCCUGGCUCAGUCCCUUCUCCGACCUCCGCUGUAAGCGGGAUCCCAAUGACCACGUGGCGCUGCCGCAGGGGGAGAUCGUCGAGGACGACGUCAUAGAGAUACCGCUGGUCUAGUGUCAUAGGACUCCCGUAGAACUAGAAUGAAUAGAAUGGGCGUGGAACCUCGCACCAUGGCAGGUAUUGACUGGUGAACUCCUGGGAACACUUGCUAUGGAAGCCUGGCGUUCUGAUCCAUUAUGGCGUCGUUGACUUAAUAAUUAGGAGGGUGACUACAUUUGUCCUAUGUCAGACAUGUACCAGUGUGUAUUAUACAUUUUUUUUUUUUUUCUGCAUAUCUCAACUCUCCCUGAGACACUCUCGGAGUGGGGUUGGGGGAGGGGGGGGGGAGAUCUGGACUAGGCUUUUAUAGAGAGAUGCCAGUUCUAUUCAUUCUAUUUCUAUACAGACUCCACUGGUCUAGUGCGGUGUCCUUCCCACAGUGCUGCUGCUGCUUGGACCGAAGCCUUAAAGGGACACUACACCAAAUGUCUUUUUUAAAGAAUGAGCCACAAAAUGUCCAGGUCGAUACCCCUGGUGAUGUGAACGAGGUACAAGUCCCAACGAAGAGGAGAGUUGGAUUGACCCAAACGGGCUCUUUCAGUACUCCAGAGCAUCUCCUGCAUACACAGCUCUACAUGGUUCAGUACGGGAAGACCUCUAGAAAAUGACCUGUGGACUAUGCAGAUUAUAGACAGUCCCGUUGCCUUUGAUCUUACUUCACUGAGUGCCUUUAUAAACUGUCAAGUUGAGAAUUGACAGUUACUGGCCUUGUUCUGCAUGGUAUGUAAAUGAGGUAGUAGCAAUUACUGGCCUUGUUCUGCAUGGUAUGCAAAUGAGGUGGUAGCAAUUACUGGCCUUGUUCUGCAUGGUAUGCAAAUGAGGUGGUAGCAAUUACUGGCCUUGUUCUGCAUGGUAUGCAAAUGAGGUGGUAGCAAUUACUGGCCUUGUUCUGCAUGGUAUGCAAAUGAGGUGGUAGCAGUUACUGGCCUUGUUCUGCAUGGUAUGCAAAUGAGGCGGUAGCAGUUACUGGCCUUGUUCUGCAUGGUAUGCAAAUGAGGCGGUAGCAGUUACUGGCCUUGUUCUGCAUGGUAUGCAAAUGAGGCGGUAGCAGUUACUGGCCUUGUUCUGCAUGGUAUGCAAAUGAGGUGGUAGCAAUUACUGGCCUUGUUCUGCAUGGUAUGCAAAUGAGGUGGUAGCAGUUACUGGCCUUGUUCUGUAUGGUAUGCAAAUGAGGUAGUAGCAAUUACUGGCCUUGUUCUGCAUGGUGUGCAAAUGAGGUAGUAGCAAUUACUGGCCUUGUUCUGCAUGGUAUGCAAAUGAGGUAGUAGCAAUUACUGGCCUUGUUCUGCAUGGUAUGCAAAUGAGGUGGUAGCAGUUACUGGCCUUGUUCUGCAUGGUAUGCAAAUGAGGCGGUAGCAGUUACUGGCCUUGUUCUGCAUGGUAUGCAAAUGAGGCGGUAGCAGUUACUGGCCUUGUUCUGCAUGGUAUGCAAAUGAGGCGGUAGCAGUUACUGGCCUUGUUCUGCAUGGUAUGCAAAUGAGGUGGUAGCAGUUUAACUUUUUCUAUCUGUAUUAUCAUGGCAGAGAAUUACAUGACCUUUACAAGUGUUUUAAUUAAAGGGCCUUUUCUAAA